Messenger RNA from Coregonus clupeaformis (lake whitefish), 1059 nucleotides. RefSeq lists its product as uncharacterized. Gene Ontology annotation, molecular function: glutamine synthetase activity. Gene Ontology annotation, cellular component: cytoplasm; membrane. The transcript is spliced from 3 exons. Lineage: Eukaryota; Metazoa; Chordata; Actinopteri; Salmoniformes; Salmonidae. Gene Ontology annotation, biological process: lens morphogenesis in camera-type eye. The record is from RefSeq and is a predicted model, not a curated record. The annotation marks the transcript as partial.
ACCAGUGUCCAACAGGAGUGCCCAUGGGUGUGGUGAAAGAAUUUUCCAAUCCAUCACCAUUGUGUCAAUUGUCCAUAAAAUAAAUGUGCGAGCAUAGCUCUGGUUUCAAAUGAAGGCACUCAAAUCUCAGCUCAAAACUCACAAAUGAGUAUAAAAGGAAUGCAUGACUCAGAGGAUCUCGUUCUCGAGGAGGGCUCAAGUAGGCUCAGAGACCGGGUAGAUGGCAGUGGAAUGAGCCUGGGCAAGAAGAAGGGGGUGAAGGUGAGUGGGAAAAACAUGGCCCCAGUGGACUGGGACAGAGGGGGGCCGUCCAUAGUCCACCACUCCAGCUACAUGAGCAGCCCCAGACCCUCAGAAAACCCCCCCACCAUCAUCUCUAUCGGCCCCUCUCUCCACACCCACAGGCCCUCUGGGUCUCCAGAGAGGGACCGGCCCAGGCAGGAUGAGGUCCCCCCCUCCAGAGUGGAGUGGUCCAGAGAGGGUUGCACCUACAGCCAACGGGCUUCCAACAGCGAGGUGGGGGUCUCCAGACAAACCAUGGAUGAGUUGAAGAGUAUCCUGAAGGAUAGUUCCAUGCUUGGUGCCCGGGGGAAGGAGGAGGGGGGGCGUCCUGGGAGCCCAGCCCCUUACACCUACCUGCAUGGGACCAACAGGAGAGAUGGACAGCCGGAGUCCCAGUCCUCCUUCACCACUUUCAAGCCCCACUCUGAUGCUUCCAGGAGGGUGUCCACCAGGUCCAGGGACAGCAGCUCCCUCCAGCUUGGCUCCGGUGUGGACUCGUCAACCUCAUACAGGUCGGAUGUGACUGGCGCAAACAGGCAAUCCGGAAUACGGUCGUCCACGUUCGAGAGCAGCAGUGCCAACUGUGGAGAGACCUGGAACUCAGAAACAGAUAACAGUAAAGACAACAUGGAUAAGUCUGGGACUCAGAGCUUCAUCUCAGCCAUGGAGCAUAUCAAGCAGCAGAUUGCCCGGGAGAAUAUCAACUUUGUCCGCUUCGAGGCCACGGAUCUCCAUGGGGUGUCCAGGUCUAAGACAGUGCCAGUCCGCUUCUUUCAU